Messenger RNA from Penicillium olsonii, 1074 nucleotides. The record is from the annotation of a GenBank genome assembly. NCBI's taxonomy places the organism in Eukaryota, Fungi, Ascomycota, Eurotiomycetes, Eurotiales, Aspergillaceae.
AUGGCCAAGCUAGGCUUCAGACAGGCCAUGAAGCGCCUUGGUCCUGCCAAAAGCCCCAUAGUUACCGAUCCUAUACACAUCACUGACCCCCCUAUCUGCGCAGAGGCGCCACAAGUCCAUCUCCCGCAUGUGGACACACAAUUGAACAUGCACCAGCAUCCCGAUCUCGAAGAAGCGGUCACCGACGCUCAGACCCAGAACGGUACUUGUCCUCCCACUGCCGACGCGCGCCCCAUCUCACAUUCCUCAGGGGACUCCCACACCCAACGUCCGGUCCCAUCCGGCGAUACCAAUGGCGAAGUCCCAACGGCAGAGUGGUCGGCGGUCGGCCACGCAGCAACCGGAAAGUCAGGGCGCGUCAUCCAUAACCUGCAGGAGGAGAUCGCCCGACUGACGCGUGAAUGCACGCUACAAAAGUCCCGCGCAGAGGAAUACCUGCGGACCAACGAGGCCUACAAGAUCCAACAAUACAACAUGAAUGAACGGCUCCGCAACCUUGAGCAGGUGAACGACACAAAUCUCAACUCGAUCGCGCGCAAGGACCGCAAGCUGGAGGAGCUUCGGGCUGAGCUCCAGCACGAGCGCAAUAGGCGUCAAGAUGCCGAAAAGGACGCCAGCCAAACGAAUCACACCAUGUUUGAACAGCGAGAGACGCAUAAUCGGGAGCUGGCUCGAGCACAGGAGAUUGCCAAGCACCAUGAAACACAAUAUGAAGUCUUGUCCAGCACGAAUAAACGGGACAAGGCGGACUUUGCAAAGCGUAUCACUGCAAUCUGGACUGAGGUUGAGAAAAUCACCGGUGCUCAAACAACCCAUAUACACUCCACGGAGAGGCUUGAGGUUCUGGCAGAUCAGAAAAACCGCGAGGUCGAUCUGCUGAAGGAGUCAUAUGAAAAGCUACUUGCCAAGCACACUGAGUAUAAGGACAUGAAAGAGAAAGACUUCCGGGAUACAAUCAAUGCAGCCAAAGCAAACAACGCCGCCAUCAACCAGACUCUUGCCAACGUGAAGGAGACAGAAACCGAGAUGAAAUGGGUUAUGCGCCUUGACGCCAGUCGUGAGGGCCAAAAAUGA